Molecule: messenger RNA, 10690 nt
Organism: Hyla sarda
Lineage: Eukaryota; Metazoa; Chordata; Amphibia; Anura; Hylidae
Gene: SKIL
Product: SKI like proto-oncogene
Exons: 7
Coding region: 942-2873 (643 amino acids)
Biological process (GO): negative regulation of BMP signaling pathway
Cellular component (GO): nucleus
Molecular function (GO): DNA-binding transcription factor activity, RNA polymerase II-specific; SMAD binding; RNA polymerase II cis-regulatory region sequence-specific DNA binding
Source: RefSeq, a predicted model, not a curated record
UAACAGGUGAAAACGCUUUGUAUGUGUGCCCCUGUGGAUAGUACAGGGCGGCGGGCCAGGCCUAGGUGCAGUCAGAGGACACCGCGUGCCCCCCGUCUGUUUCCCAGCAGCGCUCACCGCCCUGACACAUCCUCCACGAGCAGGGAGACGUACACACACACGUCACGUGAGCAGCGCGUCUGCCCUCUCCUCACCCUCUCCUCCGCCUCCUCCUAGUGACGUCACUGCUUCCUGCGCCCCGCAGACUGAGCCGACAGACGGCAGGAGGGAGGCGGAUCGUGUGCAGCGGUGACGUCACGCCCCGUAGCCCGGGGAGGGAGAGCAGCAGCGGCAGGAGGAGGAGGGUGGCUGCCUGACACCGAGCCAGAACAGCAAUGGCACCGAAGCAAGAACUGGACCGCCGGAGCUACCAAGAUGAAACCGCAACUUAUUGAAAUAAAACACCAGCAGAAGAGGACGACUCUUUGUUCUCGGAUAUGUGUUCAGAAAUAACUCCUAUGAACUGGAUCCUAGAAAACACCACGCUAGAAGCUCUGUCGCCAUUAGAUCUUCAUUUCACAGACUGACUUCGUUCUCCUCUCCCUAUGUUGUCAUGUGGAUGCAAUUUUCUGAUGUGAACUUGACCAAAUAGAAGAACAUAAGCCAUUAAAUUGACAUUAACUGUUUGCAGGCACUUUGAGAAAUCUGUUGCACUCUGCACUUGUGGUUCAAUGAAAGAUUGGAUCGGAAAGCCCAGAUUCAUAGAUUUUCCUUUUGUGGGCGUGACAUUGAUGCCAUUUUUGUGAACUUAUUUCUAGAUCUUUACAUCCAUAAAUGAUGUAGCAUAGAUGUGCUCUGGAAACAAAUCAUUUGUAUUUAAUUUCUAAUGCAAUGCUGUUUUUUAGAUUAUAAAGCCCCAACGUCAUACCAUUUAAGUUUUGGUAUCUGAAGGAACUGUAAAUAUGGGGGAAGACGGAAGACCCCCAUUAAAGAAAGUGGCCAUGGAGACUGAUGUCAGUGUAGAUGUUCCAGAUGUUGCAAACAAAGUAAUAGCUAUCAAGAUGGAGAUAGAUGACUUUAAAAACACCGCUGCAGAGGAGAAUAAAGAUGUUACCAAGCCUACCAGUGUGCCACUUGGUGGGUCAUCGGAGCUAAAUCCUGGACUCAAACACACGCUAGCACAGUUCAAUCUAAGUAGCCGGAGUUCCCUAGGUGGUCCUGCUGCAUUUUCUGCUCGAUUUUCGCAAGAAAACAUGUCGCCAACCGUGUUCUUGCCUCUUCCUUCCCCACAAAUUCAUCCUGGUCCACUUCUCAUUCCAUCAGACAGUUCCACAGAGCUCACCCAGACAGAACUGGAAGGGGAGUCUAUUUCUUGCUUUAUGGUAGGAGGUGAAAAAAGACUUUGCCUGCCUCAAGUGUUGAACUCUGUAUUGCGGGACUACUCUCUCCAGCAGAUUAAUAUUGUGUGUGAUGAAAUGUACAUAUACUGCUCGCGUUGUACAUCAGACCAGCUUCACAUAUUAAAAGUUUUGGGAAUUCUUCCGUUUAAUGCCCCUUCUUGUGGACUGAUCACUUUGACAGAUGCUCAGAGACUAUGCAAUGCUCUUUUGCGGCCACAUACCUACCCACAAAAUGGCAGCUUGCUGCCUGCAAAAAACUCUUUGGCUCAGUUAAAGGAAACAGGUAGUGCCUUUGAAGUUGAACAUGAUUGUUUAGGAAAGUGCCAGGGUUUGUUUGCACCUCAACUUUAUACCCAACCCGAUGCCACUUGCAUUCAGUGCUUGGAGUGCUAUGGGAUGUUCUCAACACAGACAUUUGUCAUGCACUCUCACCGGUCGCCAGAUAAGAGGACCUGCCAUUGGGGCUUUGAUUCUGCCAAGUGGCAUUGUUAUCUCCACCUGAGCCCAAAGUGUCUGAAUACCCCAGAAGGAAAAAAGAUGAAAGUUCUUUUAGAAGAGAUGAAGGAGAAGUUCAGCAAGAAGAACCAACCCAAGAGAAUACAACCCAAAACUGAACAUAUACAGACAUUGGAGUUGCCAUCUUGGUACCCAGUUAUAAAGCAGGAAGAUGAUGGCACCAGCCGACCACAUUUGCUGCACCCAAGUUACUAUCUCUACAUGUAUGAUAAAGUGGUGGCGCCAAAUGUGUCCCUUUCUGCUGCUGUAUCGCAGUGUAAAGACUCCAAACCCAUAAGAAGAGAAGAGACAAACAAACAGUCAGUAGCGGAAUCUGAAAACCAGGCCCGGAGCACAAAACAUAAAUCUGUUACCUCAUACCCUGACCUCUCAAUGGAGGAAACGGAGAGCGUAGAUCUCAAAACCGAUACACAGUCAAGUAAUAAACAACAAGCCAGCUCUGGUGAUGGGGAGAAAGACGGCUCAGUCUGUAAUAAGGACGAUGUAUGCGAGGACGACAAGGGUCACAUUAUGGAAGAAGUUGUGAAGACAUUCCUAAAACAGCAAGAAAAAUUAAAUUACAUUUUACAGAAAAAGCACCAAAUCCAGAUGGAGGUUGAAAUGCUGAGCAGCUCUAAAGUUAUGAAGGAACUGACAGUGGAGCAGCAGAACUUGCAGAAAGAGUUUGAGUGUUUGCAGACAGAACACAUGCAGAAGAUGGAAGAGUUGUAUGAUGAACAGCGAGACUUGGAGGAGAAGCUCAAACAAGUCAAGAAGCAGAAGUGUUCCUGUGAUUCUAAUGUAGAGCGAGAUAAGGAGACACAGUAUGCAAACCAGUUGACAGAACUGCGACAAAGGCUGGAUCAGGCAGAAGCUGACCGGAGAGAACUGCAAGAUGAGCUGAGGAGAGAACGGGAAGCGAGGGAAAAGUUGGAGUUGAUGAUAAAGGAGCUGAAGCUUCAGAUACUGAAGUCAGCUAAGAGUGGUAAAGGAGACUAGAAGAUGCAGCUCACAGACAAGUCAUUAUACUUCACACAGGGUUUAUAUGGUGGCUUGGACUAAACUGUCAGCAGAUUAAUGUGCUGCAUACAGGGGGAGUUGCUGGAUUUAACAUGGAUUCACAUCACCACUGGGAUAUCGGUCAUCUUUUCAGCCUGUCCAGCUAACUAAGGAAGUUGUCCUACUGGUUUUGACCUGUGUAAUAUGCAGUAAAUUUAACAUCAAGUUGUUUCCCAGAAGUCCCUUCUUUGUUAGCAUUGCUAAAAUGGCUUGUAAGACUCUAGAGAGCCUGGAUGUGGCCAUGGCUUAUUUGUGUUCUUUUGGGAGAUUUAUGAUCUCCAUAUACUCCAGCAUUAAAUCAUAACAGCACUUUCUGUCUCCAUAUGUGUGGCAGCUGCUGGACAUCUACUCAGUCUACUAGAUAAACCAUACUAAAUGCUGCUACUUGUUUUAUCUGGGACUGUGUUACUGGGUGUUAUCAUAAAUGUUCUCCAUUGAGUCUUUUCAUACCAACGCUCUAGCCCUAUGGGAAAGGGGGGCAUAUUAAUUGUAACCUAAGAAUUCUAAUUCACCAUCAGUAAAAUUCUUCUAUGCAUCUCAACAUUCAUUGAUCAUUUUCCAGCAUUCAUACUGGUAUGAAUACCUUGCCAUGUUGGAUCUUUGAUAAGCUACAACUUCUAUCAACUAUGUACACAUUCUGACGUUUCAGCACCUGUUAAGACAAAGGUUGCUGCACCCAUGCAAUAGACUAGAAUUUCAUAAUGUUCUAUUUAAACCUUUUCAACAAUUUUUUUUUUCUGUGUGACAAAUAUUAUGUAUACUUAAGAAAUUUAUAUUUUUUAGUUUCUGGAUUGUUGAGUGUCUAUAACUGACUAGAUGCAGAUAAGAAACCUACCCUUAGAAUUUGCUGUUUAUUAAUGCUUCUCCAGAUUAAGUAAUCUUAUUUACACUGCUCAAAAAAAUAAAGGGAACACUAAUAUAACACAUCCUAGAUCUGAAUGAAUGAACUAAUCGUAUGAAAUACUUUCAUCUUUACAUAGUUGAAUGUGCUGACAACGAAAUCACACAAAAAUUGUCAAUGGAAAUCUAAUUUAUCAACCCAUGGAGGUCUGGAUAUGGAGUCACACUCAAAAUCAGUGGAAAACCACCCUACAGGCUGAUCCAACUUUGAUGUAAUGUCCUUAAAACAAGUCAAAAUGAGGCUCAGUAGUGUGUGUGGCCUCCACGUGCCCAUAUGACCUCCCUACAAUGCCUUGGCAUGCUCCUGAUGAGGUGUCGGAUGGUCUCCUGUCGGAUGUCCUCACAGACCUGAACUAAAGCAUCUGCCAACUCCUGGACAGUCUGCCGGAUGAAGUGAGACAUCAUGUCCCAGAUGUGCUCAAUCGGAUUCAGGUCUGGGGAACGGGCAGGCCAGUCCAUAGCAUCAAUGCCUACCUCUUGCAGAAACUGCUGACACACUCCAGCCACAUGAGGUCUAGUAUUGUCUUGCACUAGGGGGAACCCAGGGACAACUGCACCAGCAUAUGGUUUCACAAGGGGUCUGAGGAGCUCCUCUUGGAACCUAAUGGCAGUCAGGCUACUUCUGACAAGCACAUUGAAAGGUGUGUGGUCCCCCAAAGAAAUGCCAACCCACACCAUUACUGACCCACUGCCAAAACCGGUCAUGCUUGAGGAUGUUGCAGGCAGCAGAACGUUCUCCACGGCAUCUCCAGACUCUGUCACAUCUGUCACUUGCUCAAUGUGAACCUGCUUUCGUCUGUGAAAAUCACAGGGUGCCAGUGGCAAAUUUGCCAAUCUUGGUGUUCUCUGGCAAAUGCCAAACGUCCUGCACGGUGUGGGGCUGUAAGCACAACCCCCACCUGUGGAGGUCGGGCCCUCAUACCACCCUCAUGGAGUCCGUUUCUGACCAUUCGAGCGGACACAUGCACAUUUGUGGUCUGCUGGAGGUCAUUUUGCAGGGCUCUGGCAGUGCUCCUCCUGCUCCUUCUUGCACAAAGGCAGAGGUAGGGGGUCCUUCUGCUGGGUUGUUGCCCUCCUACGGCCUCCUCCACAUCUCCUGAUGUACUGUCCUGUCUCCUGGUAGCGCCUCCAUGCUCUGGACACUACGCUGACAGACACAGCAAACCUUCUUGCCACAGCUCGCAUUGAUGUGCCAUUGUGAUUUCACAGAAGUGUGAUUGACCUGGAGUUACAUUGUGUUGUUUAAGUGUUCCCUUUAUUUUUUUGAGCAGUGUAUUAUUUGACAUCACUUAUCUUGUGUUUGCUCUCUGCAUUUCAGAGACUGUUCAGAUUAAUUUGGUAGACGAGAGAAUCUAUUUGGGUACAUUACUAUAUACAGAGCACAGCUGGCCUCAUGUAUCAAAACAUGAACAGUAUAAAAGUGGCCUUAUCGCACUAGCAUGAUAUCAGAGUCCAUGUUUCAUGGUUCUAAUGCAGUUUUUAUCAAAGCCCAGCUCUGAAAUGGUGCUAUGAGCAUCAAACCAUUUUUUCUAUUGAGAGCAUUUUGGUAUAUGAGGCCGGCUUCCUGUCCAUUGACUUAGAAUCAGUCUUUUCAAUACGUUUUUUUUUUAUCAUGCCUGCUUUUGUAACUCAAUACUGUAUCUAUUUCUGCAUUUAUUUUUGAUGGAUUUCUACAGUCAAAUCACUUGAGUACACCUCUUUUGCAUGGCUUUCUAUGGGUAGCUAAUUCAGACCAUUAUGUAAUAUAAAUGUCCUAAACAAUGAUAUUGGUGCUUUAGCAAAGUGCCUGGAUCUCUUUUAUCUGGCUAUUUACACUACUGUUAAAGGGGUUAUUCUUAUAUCCUCAAGUCAUUGCAUAUCACUAGGAUAUGUCAUUAGGUUAUGGUAAAUGGGGUUCUAACCUCUAGGGGUCCCAAAGCUUUUGAGACUGUAGCCCUUGCAUAGACUUUCUCAGUACAACAUUGCCUAGCAACCCAAUGUGCAGGGAACUGUGGCACAGCCACAUUUAAGUGAGCGUGCUGGGCUGUAGUUACCUGCGUAGCCAGGAGCACUGCUGUGGAGAGAAGACAGUAAAGGGUGCACAGUGUAGAAUCAGCCCUGCAGCCACUUCUUUCUCAAAAGCAAUGGAGGUCCUAGAGGUCGGACUGCCACCAAUGAGAAAAUAAUGGCAUAAUAUAACAAUAUACAAUCACUUUAUGAGAUGGGAAUAACCCCUUUAGUAGCUAACACAGAUACUUUAUGAACCUUUAGGGCAGAUUUAUCAUUGCUACAGAAACAGUCAUUUGAGAACUGCAACUAUACUUUUUAGAGGCUGUGAGGUUCACCAAAGUAGUCUCUAAUACAUUAUGUAUUUCUAUGCUACAUAUUUUCUGGGCCAGCUUGAGCGCAUGGCAAGGUUGCGCAAAUGUAAUGGCACUGUUGGUAUAGAUUGUGAUCUUACUUCCUUUUCUAUGUUUCUCCUAUGCUAGAGGUUGGGUACCAAUUUAGGUAGCUGAGACUAGCAAACCACAUCCUUUUUAUGCUCUGUAUGAAGGACACAAUUGAAGAGUGUCUUGGAUGUCUAAGAAAAUGUUUUAUAUACAUGAAAAUAUGGUGGUUGUCCCUGGGAAAACAGACACUGAUAAAUCUGCCCUUUUGUGUCAGAGAAUGUUGCCUGCUAAUUCAAUUGUUGCUGCUGCAAGGCCUCAUGAAUGUUAACAAUAUAUUUAAGUCCUUUUACUAGUAAGAUUACAGGGUUUAUUUUAUGGGUAUUGAACCUGAACAUCCGAUAGCUGCUUCUGUGAUCUGUUGUUGACAGAUUCUCUAAUGUAGCGUAUAAAAGCCUUUACAUGUAAACAUGACAUUAGUACUUUGGCAUUCUAUGUCAUCACAACCCCGUAGUCAAAUGGUUUACCCACCCACAGUCAUGCAAUUUAAUGUGGCUUUAAUGCCAUCAUCGAUUAAGGGACAAUAGAAAGGUUGCUCUACAAUUUUGGCACCAUUUCGGCUAUAGGAGUGUAAAUGAACAAGGUGCCACACCACAUUACCCUUGAAAAAAGCUAUGAUGUCUAGAUUUACAUAAAAAAAAUUUUUAAUCUGUAUAAUAACACAGUCUAAGAUGGGGUCUUGCAUGAUGUGACUCCUGCUGAGCUGCUUUUCCUUCUCUCUACUUUCAGCAUAUUGCCAACCGGCUAAGUGCAGAACAACAAAGUCAAGUUGGGACCAAAUGGUUGGGGCCGUACAGCCUAAGCACUCAUGCAGAUGGCUUUACUAUGGUUCUGUAUUAUGGUGUACAGACUUGUAACAUCACUGCCGUAGAGGUCCAUGGGGUCUUUAAUGUACCUUGCAAGAGUAAAAACCCAAUAUAUUUGAUUUUCAAGAAUUGAUUUAAAAAAACAAUAUUGUCUUUGAUGUCCCACCCCUCAUUGUCUUUCUUAUGUAUUUGAUAGCCUUUUCAAUUGCAAAGAGCAUUAUUCUGUGUUUUUUUUAUUUUUUCUAUUUAUUACGGUAUGUGUGUUGUGUAAAUACACAAUUGUUUAAAGUAGAAUAUUUUUUGGCAUAUAAAAUGAUUAUAUGAAUUCAUGAUUCUAUUUUCUACAGAUUAAUAUUCUGAAUGAUAGAGGUUCCAUUUUAUUUUGUGUUCAGUUACUUUUUUUUGUUUUCCUUUUUUUCCCCUAAUGUAUAUAUUGUAAAGUUUUUGCUGGAUCGACAUCACCUUGCUCUGAAAGCUUCACAGAACAUACAUUGAUUGCUUAUGUAUGUAGUUCUCUAAGCCACCUGUAAAGACGAUAUAUUCUGUAUUGUCACGUGGUGUAUUUGAUACAGCAUGCUUAUUUUGUAUAUUUGUGUAAAGUGUUUCGCUUUUGAUACUGAUGCACAAUUCUUAGUACAUUGAUUUUUUUUCUUUAAAGAAGACAGAAUAAUAUAUAAAAAAUGUUGCCAAGCCCAGCUUAUAAAGAGGCUUAAAAUACAGUUUUUAACUUUUAUUUUCAAGUGGGUGUCUGAGCUGGAAAAGGAUACAUCAUUUGCAUUUUGAUACUGGUAAUUCCUAUAAGAAUCGUAUAGUUGUAAAAAAAAAAAAAAAAAAAAAUCUAUAUAUUCUGCAAACAUGGCAAGUUUUGUGAAUAAUUGAGAUGAAGUUUAAAAAAAAAAAAAAGCAUGUCAAGAUUGACACAUUGAUUUACCUUUCUGGAACCCAGAUAACCAUGUUUAUUACUUAUAUUAGCUUUAAUUUAAAGUCUUUAGGGACAUCUCAUAGCAAUAGGGAAAUACAUAUUUGCAACAUUGAUAUGAGUAACCCAGGCCCCUACUGGAGUAAGAAUUAAAAAAUCUCCAAAAGCUCUUAUGUAUAUGUUUAUGCUUUGCUAUUAAAGCAUACAUUAUAUGUAAUAGAUCUCUAUUAGUGAUCAGGGCAAUGAGAUUGCAAUAAGUCUGUGUCGUACAUAAAGACUGACCUAUUACUCAGGGAAGCAGUAGCAAAAUGUUUUAGGGUGUCCCAAUGUGUGCUUUUAUGGCAAAAAAUUUAGGUACAUUUGUUAUCGGCUACAUUUAUAUAUGUGUAUCCAUUUUUAUUGUAUUAAAAAUGGGUCUCAUGUGUUGUGGUCAUAUUAUUCUUUCUUGUAAAUAAAAGAAAACCUAAAAAAAAAAUAAAAAACCUAAUGAGACAAUAUUUGGCUUGAAAUGCCAGCAUGGAGACCCAUUGGAAUUAUUUGCUAAUAUGUAUACAUUUAUAUCUUAAACCGUAGCUCCAGUUUGCAGGUACCUAGACUGUGAGAGUGACUCAGUCCUGCAGCAGGCCAUUGCCUGCAGUUCCCUGUCAAGUGGCUAUAAGCAGUGUAAGGGUACGUUCACACGGGGCUUGGGGCUUGGGGCUUGCGGAGGAUUUUCCGCAGCGUAAAUCCGCCAGGGAAAAUCUGCUGCGGACAGCCGAGAAGAGUCUGCCCCCUUUCAGAUAUGCAGCGGGAAACCCGCGAAUAAAACCGCCUAUGUGAAUGUACCCUUAGGGUGCAUUCACACACACUGCAUCUGCUGCGGGGCUGAAGUUGGAGAAUCAGCAGUUGCAGAUUUGUAGUUGUAAAAUCUGCCAUUGCGGAUUUUACAAGGUAGUUCUAAUGUAUUCUGGCUUGCCACACCAAAGUGAUUGCCUUGUAAAAUCUGCAAUUGUGGAAUCGCAAAUUCCAAUCUGAAGCUGAUCGUGUGUGUGUGUAUGAAUACACCCUUAGACCUGCUUCCCAUAAAUGUCAUUGUGCUCUAAUAACAGGUGAGAGGGAUUGGAAUUCCCUGUGGUUUUCCUUCUCUGUGUUUUGGAUUGAAGAAAUUAGCAUUUUAGCAGUGUAUUAGAGAGUUGCACAUAGGGACAUGUGCCAGCAAUGUUCUUCUGGGCCAGGCUUGACAUAUUAAAGUAAACUUCACAUUUUCAGCAUCCCUUAGCACUUAUGUAUUUCAUGUUGCACCCACUAUGACAAUUUGCUUCAUGCAUGUCUUUAAAAGGGUACUCCGUCCCCAGACAUCUCUGAUUUUGGGGGUCCCGCUGCUGGGACUCCCGUGAUCUCUGUGCAGUACCCGACAUUCGUUUAGAAGGCUUGGAGUGGGCAGCGGGGGUCGUGAAGUCACUGUCAUGCCACGCCCCCUCAAUGCAAUUAUAUAUGAGGGGGCGUGGUGACUGCCAAGCCCCCUCCCAUAGACUAGCAUUGAGGGGGCAUGACGUGAUGUCACUAGGGGCAUGGCAGUGACAUAAUGUUCCGAAUGCUGGGGCAGCAGAGUAUCCCUUUAAGUAAUAAUAAUGUUUGUAUUGUUUCCAUUGAGGGUGGGUAAAAAUGAGUGUUUCUGUUGGUCCUAUGAAGAGCUGCACGUUUUUGGGGCAGUGUAAGCAUGUAAAUUGCCUUGGUGUAUAUGGGUUUAAGAAACAGGUAGCUGCUGCUAUUGAAAAGAUUAAUAUUGGGACCUUUACAUUAUUGAUACAGUGCAAGUAUGUUCCUCCCUGUGCCCGGUGGAGUGAAGAAUAUUGUUGGGCAUCUCCUGUCCUUCAUUGUGACAUUGAAUUCCUAACAUGCAGGGACUUCUAGUAUCAGAAUAGAGAUCCACAAUUGCUUAUACUUGCCUUGUUGGAAAACAAAUUCCCUCAAAGCAAUGCAGCAAAGUUAAAUCACAUAAUACAGGAAAUAAAUCUAUGUAUGGAAAAGUUUUAUAUAGUGAAGUAAUAUCUACUCAUGGCUGCGACGCCCUGACUUGAUAAAUGUUUGGUAACAGAUAGUACAAAGUUGCAUCUAUGCACACUAUAAGGUAUGGGGACAACAGAACUAAAUAUUUUUGUAUGGAUCGUGUUCCCCUUUAGAAAAAACGAACUUUAAAAUGAAGUAUAGUCUACUGAUGUUUAUCAAUAUUAAUAUAAAUGAGAAAUGUUUGUUACUUGAUCCUCAACCAAUUUGCCUAUGAGAGAUCCCAAAAGCCAUUUUCUUUAAUAUUUACUAUGACCCUCCAUAAUGUUUAAUUUUUGCAUCCUUUUGAUUUGGGUUUAUCUUCAUGACUCCUUUUGGAUAUCUAAAGUAUAUGUUAUUUUUAUUGUUAAUAUGUCCUUUUUUAUUUCUCUUGUUAAUUUGAACAAUCCUUGAAGUCUACAUUAUGGGACUUGAUGGGGCUCAAGUGCAGGUUUAACCUGGUACUGUUUACUGAUGCUGUUUCAGGAAAAAAAAAAAGAAAUGGAAGAAGUUCUUAUUAAAUAUUGUUUUUUUUUAAUGAACUAGGGCUAGAUUGUUGCAGUCCAUAGGAAUACAUUAAAGGGGUUCUCCACUGCCCUGUUUUCCAGAGCUCCGCUCGCAGCGUCCGGAAUUUUAUUACUCCGGACGCUGUGUGCGGGCUUCCGUGUUUGAGGCCGCCCC